CCACAUCUCUGCUCUGGGACAUCACAUCAGGAAAGCCUGAAGUGAUUCACUGAUGAGUCAACAGCUAUGAGCUAUAAAGCCACAGCACUGAUGGAGCCUAAGCAUGGCACAGCUCGCUCACCUAAAGGUAGGUGUUGUUCUCAAGGCACAAAACCACUCACACCCAAAAAAAAAGGCACUAUGGCUAUAUACCCUGUUCUUUUUUGCUCCUGUGUAAUGACGGUGCUCACGCUCGCACAUGGCCGUGGUCUUCCUACAGACAGCAUGAAAAACUCUGUCAAACUACAAGUCGAGAACAUUAUCUCCAGAAUCCAGAAACACAAAGAUGAGUUCCAAAUACUCCAUAAGAUGAUCCUGGAUAGUCCCGAGCUCUUGCCCGAGCUGCAGUCCGAUAAGCCCAUCGAUGGUCUGAGCUCCAUGGUGGACACGCUGAACAACUUCCAGCGAGUUCUUCACAGCCUGCCCAAGGGUCACAUGAGCCAACUUCACAGUGAUGUAAGCACACUGCAGCACUACCUGGAAGACCGGAUGAGCUCACUGCAGUGCACACACAGGAAAACAGGCACAGAGAAGAACCUGGAGGCCUUCCUGAAAAACCAUAGCAUGUACUACAUCACCCUGGGUCACAUCACUCUGGAUAGACUGCAGAAAUACUUACAGAGACUUAACCACAAUCUGGACCAGCUGAGAACUUGCUGAAAUGAAAGAUCCCUGUAUUGCUUUUUUAUUAUUCUAUUUUUGUUCGAUUUAUUUAUAUGAAUGUAUUUAUGAACCAAAUAACUAUUUCCUAUUUUAUUUUUUAUAUGUUUUAAGAUGUUAAAUUAAUGCAUUUGGGAACCAGACCAGACAUUCCCAUCAGGCUUCACGUUCACACAUGCAUGCACACAGACAUACACAUUAUACACGCUGACAUCACCACCAGCCAAGACAUCUCAGUGAUGUCACAGAGUUACCGGAAAACUCCUGACUGAUCAUGCUGGGAAGCACAAAUCCUCUUGCCCUCUUCUUAGCACCAGCAAUCACUAUGGAUCUGAAUGCAAUAUGAUCUUAUGUAUACUGUCAAUAGCUGAAUUUGAGAUGCUUAUUCGCAUCUCUAAAUUAUGUCAUGAACGUAAGGCAUUUAUUUCUUAUAUAUUCAUUGAAGUUCACUGAAAUAAAAAAUAAAAAAGCACAGUUCUCU
This is a messenger RNA of Ictalurus furcatus (blue catfish), 1180 nucleotides long. RefSeq names its product leptin a (gene lepa). Gene Ontology annotation, cellular component: extracellular region. The transcript is spliced from 3 exons. Gene Ontology annotation, biological process: signal transduction. Gene Ontology annotation, molecular function: hormone activity. Lineage: Eukaryota; Metazoa; Chordata; Actinopteri; Siluriformes; Ictaluridae. Bases 67 to 699 code for a protein of 210 amino acids. The record is from RefSeq and is a predicted model, not a curated record.